This is a messenger RNA of Vairimorpha ceranae, 1188 nucleotides long. RefSeq names its product ruvb-like 2-like protein. Gene Ontology annotation, molecular function: DNA helicase activity; ATP binding. The record is from RefSeq and is a predicted model, not a curated record. NCBI's taxonomy places the organism in Eukaryota, Fungi, Microsporidia, Nosematidae. Gene Ontology annotation, cellular component: R2TP complex; Swr1 complex; Ino80 complex. The transcript has a single exon. The coding region runs from base 1 to 1188 and encodes 395 amino acids. Gene Ontology annotation, biological process: box C/D snoRNP assembly; chromatin remodeling; regulation of transcription by RNA polymerase II.
AUGAAUACCUUUAGUAAAAAGUUAGAAAGAGAUAGAAUACAUUCACAUGUCUUAAAAAAGGAUACAUUGGAUUUAUUAAACCAAAAAAAUUAUAAAGAAGCAUUAUUAAAUAUAGUAAAUCUUCUUAAGCUAAAUAAACCAGGUCAGACUUUUUUAAUAAGAGGACCUAGUGGGUGCGGUAAAACAGCUUUGAUUGCAGAUUUAUAUAAAGAACAAUAUUUAAUAAAUUCUAUCAGUGCUGUAGAACUACAAAGCUUUAAUCUUAGUAAGGCAGAAGCAGUUACACAGGCUGUUCGUAAAUCAAUAAGAUUACGUAUUAAAGAAAUUAUUAAGGUAAUAGAAGGUGAAAUAACAAAUCUUACGUCUUCUAAAUUAAGCCUUAAGACUUUAGAUAUGGAAUCGACUUUCGAGAUUGGCGAUAAAAUGUUACAAGAAAUACAAAAAGAAAAAAUUGUCAUAGGUGAUGUAGUUCGUAUAAUAAAAGAGAGAGGAAAGAUAAUCAAAUUGGGUAUUAGUGCAUCAAAAAUGGAUUCAGAAUUUAUUGGCGAUAUUCUUUCGGUGCCAUGUCCUGAAGGUGAAAUGUUUAAAACAAUUGAAGAUGUCCAAUUAAUGACUUUACACGAUAUUGAUUGUUUAAACAAUAAAACACAUGGUUAUUUAGAAAUUUACAAUGGCGAAACGGGUGAAAUUAGUAGUGAAGUAAGAAAAGAAGUUAAUAAAAGAGUAAAAAAGUGGAUAUUAGAAGAAAAAGUAGUGCUUGAGAGAGGAUUAUUGAUUAUAGAUAAUGUUCAAAUUCUUCAUAAAGAUUAUUUUUACUUAUUUAAUAAUUCCAUUGAAUUUACUUUUGAUCCUGUAAUUCUUAUGAUCGAGAAUGUUACAGACACUUUACAGAGUUCAACUGGUUUAUUAAGUUCAGCCUUUGUUAUAAAUGUAGACCAAAUAAAUGAUAAUGAUUUAAAAGAUGUUAUACGGGCACAUAUCGAAACAGAAAAUGUUGAUUUUGACUCAAAUGUUCUUGACUAUUUAAAUGAUCUCGCAUUGUCAUAUGGCAUUAAUUAUGCUAUUAAUAUUAUUGAUCUAUAUGUUGUAAAGAGUCUUAAACAAGCAAAUACUAAAAUUGCAUUAGAGGAAGUUAAAACAUUAGUUAGCUUGUUUCUUGAUGUAAAUCGUGCUUGUGAUACUAAUUAA